Morus notabilis is the source of this 2904-nucleotide messenger RNA. RefSeq names its product probable helicase MAGATAMA 3. Lineage: Eukaryota; Viridiplantae; Streptophyta; Magnoliopsida; Rosales; Moraceae. The record is from RefSeq and is a predicted model, not a curated record. The transcript has 21 exons. Bases 210 to 2696 code for a protein of 828 amino acids. Gene Ontology annotation, molecular function: helicase activity.
UGAAGCCCUAACCAUCAUAGCCUUCCCGCCAUAGCAAUCCCAUUCCUUCCCCAUCGGCAAUCGAAGCAGCGGUUUUGACACUUGCGAGCAGCUCUUUGCUUCCGUCGCUUUCCACUCUCUCAGUUGCUCGCAAGAAUCGAGGAAUCGCCACAGGAAUUCAUAUUAGAUUGGAAGAAGGCAAACAAAUUGGCAAAUUCUGGAACGUUCGUAUGGCUGUGGGAGUUGAGAAGCCUCAAGAAGAAGCUUCCAUUGCUCGCUUCCACAAAAUCGUUCUCAGCUGGGAUUAUUUCCGUCUUCUCAAACACUCCCACAAGAGUAAGAAAGACAUAGAGGAAGGAGAAGAUGAUGGUUUGGGGCUAAAGAAAGUGAAGGACAGGUACAAGGAUGUUGAUGAUUAUAUCUCUACUUUUGAGCCCCUUCUAUUUGAAGAAGUUAAAGCCCAGAUUUCUCAGAAGAAAGAUGACGAUUAUGUGACAGAAUGGAAAAGCAGAGUGGUGGUGGAAUGCAAUGAGAUUAGUGGGUUUCACUUAAUAGUGGUUAAUGCUGCAGAAAAUGAGGAAUCCAUAUCACAAAAUGAUCUUUUGCUUCUUUCAAAAGUCAAGUUUCAAGAGGGUGCAAGACUCCCGACAACAUAUGCAUUUACUUUGGUGGAGAGUGUCCAGAACAAUCGCAUUGUCCUUAGAAUGUUUCUGGAUGGAGAAUUCACACAUGGGAAAACUGAUGUCAUUGAGUCUUCUUCGAGGCUUACAAAUGUGCGGGCCUUGAUUACUUCUACGAAUGAAGCGGACAGACUCUUUUACAGUCUAAAGGUUUGCAGUUUAUCGACUAUUACUCGUGAAUAUGUUGCUCUACAAUCAAUUGGCUCUCUCCCCUUCAAGGAUUUAAUAGUAACAGCAAGUGAAAAAAAGUUUGAUCUGGAAGACCAGGCCUGGAAAAUAUCUACACCCCUAGAGGAAUAUAUAAAAGAAAAUCUUAAUAAAUCUCAAUGGGAUGCUAUACAGGCUGGUCUGUCACGCAAGCCUUUUGUUCUGAUACAGGGUCCUCCAGGAACGGGAAAGACACAAACCAUCCUUGGGCUUCUCAGUGCAAUUUUGCAUGCGACUCCAGCAAGACUGCACUCGAGGCGAGGGUUGCUCAACAAAAAACGCGGGCCGAAAUUAUCCGUUCCGGACAUGUACAAUCAUUGGGGACGAGCUUCUCCAUGGCUUGGUGGGAAUAAUCCGAGAGAUGAUAUAAUGCCUGUUGAUGGUGAUGAUGGUUUCUAUCCAACCACCGGAAACGAGCUGAAACCAGAAGUAGUCAAUUCUUGCCGUAAAUAUCGUGUACGUGUACUAGUAUGUGCCCCUUCGAACUCUGCACUAGAUGAGAUUGUAGUACGAGUUCUAAACAAUGGUGUUCGUGAUGAAAAUGACCGUUCAUAUAAUCCUAAAAUUGUACGGAUCGGUCUUAAGGCACAUCAUUCUGUGCGGGCAGUCUCCAUGGAUAACCUGGUGAAGCAAAAGCAUGAAAGCAUGGAGGUUGAUAAAGAGAGAUGUGGAGGUGCAGGAAAAGAUAGGGACAGUGUUCGUGCUGCAAUUUUGGAGGAGUCUGUAAUCGUCUUCUCCACACUUAGUUUCAGUGGUUCAGCUCUAUUCAGUAAAUGGAAUCGUGGUUUUGACGUUGUUAUAAUUGACGAAGCUGCCCAAGCUGUAGAACCAGCUAUUCUUGUUCCAUUGGCCAAUGGAUGCAAACAAGUAUUUCUGGUUGGCGAUCCUGUUCAACUGCCGGCUACUGUAAUCUCUCCAAUUGCGGAGAAAUUUGGAUAUGGUAGGAGCAUGUUCGAGAGAUUUCAGAGGGCUGGUUAUCCAGUGACCAUGCUCAAGACCCAGUAUCGAAUGCAUCCAGAGAUCAGGAGCUUUCCGUCUGGGGAGUUUUAUGCUGAGUCAUUGGAGGACGGUCCCAACGUCAAAGAUCAGACACGGCGUGACUGGCAUGACUAUCGCUGUUUUGGGCCAUUUUGCUUCUUCAAUUUACUCGAAGGGAAAGAAUCCCAAUCUUCAGGAAGUGGAUCGUGGGUAAACGUUGAUGAGGUCGAGUUUGUUUUCCUUUUGUAUCAGAAAUUGGUGAGCACAUAUCCAGAGCUAAAAUCAAGUCAGCAAUUCGCAAUCAUAUCCCCAUACAGCGCCCAAGUAAAUCUCUAUAAAGAACGUUUUAAGAGUACCUUCGGGGUCGACUCGGAAAAAGUAGUGGAUAUCACUACUGUGGAUGGUUGCCAGGGACGUGAAAAGGACGUCACUAUAUUCUCUUGUGUUAGGGCAAGUGAGAAUAAGGGCAUUGGAUUUGUAUCUGAUUUUCGGCGAAUGAACGUCGGAAUUACAAGAGCAAAGUCUUCUGUCUUGGUGGUCGGUUCUGCAUCGACAUUAAGGAGGGGUGAUGAGCAUUGGAAUAACCUUGUGCAAAGUGCUGAGAAGAGAGAUUGUAUGUUUAAGGUAUCGAAGCCGUACAAUUCGUUUUUCAGCAAUGAGAAUCUAAAUUCCAUGAAAGUGAGGGAUGAAGAGCCUGCGGCAGCCCAGAAUGCCACAGAGAUGGAAGAGAAUGCAGCUGCUGCCUACAAUCCAGGUGACGCCGACCAAGCUCACGGAGAUGACGUAGGUGAUUUUGGAGACGGCGAUGUCGACAUGGAUGAUGGCGGCGGCGGAGGUUUUGAUGAGGACUGAGGACAUAUUCCGAGGCCCCAACUAUUUAACUCUGGCUACGGGUCAACACACAAGAUAAUGUAAAUCAUUCAUUUUUUUUUUUUUUUGAGCAUUUGAAUUGAAAUCAACCACCGUUUUUGUUCUUAUACCCAAAAAGUCAAAAAUUUUGAAAAAAUAAUGUAAAUUUCUUUGAUGCUAGUAAGUACAUGUUUCAAUAAUGCAUGAAAGA